AUGCACACGCGGCCACUGCUCGCUGAACGGUUGAAUGACGGCCAGUUGCCACACGGCAAGACGACCCCUCACCGCCAUUGCGGCUUGGUUGUUCUGAGUCUGCUCCUCCUCCUCGCAUGCGCGUGGUGCGCCAGCGCCCGCUCCGCUGUCCUGACUGUCGAGAAGGAGACUGUCGAGAAGGAGAGCCCUGCCGUCAUUGCUCGCACCAGCUGCGGUGUCGUGCAGGGGCGGACGCAGGCGGGUGGCGUCGCCGCCUUUCGCGGCAUUCCCUUCGGCGAAGCUGGCCGCUUCCUGCCUCCGACGCCCGCCGCCUGCUGGCACGGCGUACUGGAUGCCUUGGCCGACGGACCGGGCUGCCCUGGCAUGAAACCGCCGUACGGCCCUCCGGCCGUCUCCGAGCAGUGCCUGACGCUCAACGUCUUCACUCCCGUCGCCGCGCUCGGCAACGCCUCCGCCCGGCUCAGCGUCCUUGUCUGGCUGUACGGCGGCUCUCUUGUCGAGGGGUCCGUCGCCUCGUACGGCGCGAUCGAGAACCUGGUCAGCGGCAGCGGCGGGCGGGCGAUGCUGGUCGCGAUGAACUACCGCCUCGGCGCGCUCGGCUUUGCCGCGCUGGAGGAGCUCGCUUCGGCCGACCCUCGCGGAGUGAGCGGCAAUUACGGCAUCCUCGACCAGCAGCUGGCGAUGCGGUGGGUCGCGAAGAACGCCGCCGCCUUCGGCGGCGACGCGGCCAAGGUGACGCUCCUCGGCCAGUCCUCUGGCGGCACCUCCAUCCUCGCCCACCUCGCCGCGCCGGCGAGCCGCGGCCUCUUCCACGCCGCCAUCCCUAGAAGCGGAAUACGUAUUCUAAUCCAACCAGCGCUCGAGUGGACACGCGGACUCGAGUGGUCUGCUCUGCCGUACGUCGACGGCGUCACCAUCACGCGAGGCAGCUUGGAGGCGGCGCGCGAGGGCUACUCGGCGCCGCUGUUGCUGCAGAUGCUCGAGGGCGAGCUCGACUGGCAGCCCGACCCCGCCCUCGCCGCGCUGCGCAGCCGCGCCGACGCGGCCGCCUACAUCGAGGCCAAGCUGACGCCCGGCUUCGGCGCGGCGGCAGCGCGGCUCUACUCGAUCUACGCGGGUGUCGGCGGCGAGAACGAGACCCUGCCCGCCGCGCCAGCUUACGCGCUGACUGCGGACACGGGCGCGACUUGCGGCUCGCUCGCGCUCGCAGUUGAGGCGGGCGCCGCGCGGCGGAGGAGCGGCACCGCCGCCGUCUUCCUCUCCCUCGUCCGGGCGCGGCCGCACCACCCGCUCUUCCUCGAGGACUGCCACACGCCCUCCAUCUACGCCUUCCACCUCUUCGACUUCAUCGCCGCCAUGUCGGUCGGCGCGCCCACCGCGGCGGCGGUGAGCGCCUGGGGCUGGGACCCAGACGUGUCGUACUGGCCCGGGAGCCGGUGCGGCCCCUACCGCCCAGCGCCGGCGGACGUGGCGCUCGGUCGAGCGCUCCUCCGGCAGUGGCUCUCCUUUGCGGAGCACGCGGGCUUCCCCGCCGGCGAGGGCUGGCGUGCGGUCGACGAUGAGCCGGGCUGGCCGGCCCACUAUGCGCACGGCGUCAUUGGCGACGGAGGGCGGACGACCAGCGAGGCGCCAAAAGGCACCAUCGCAGUUCGCACCAAGAGCUCAACGCGCGCGAUACACGAGCACGAGCAACAAAACAACAACAACAACAACAACAAGGCGACCAGGCACGUAACGGUGCAGCUCACCGACCGGUGCGAGGAGGAGUUCGAGGAGGACUGGACCGACAUCGACGCGUCCCAGCUCGCCGACGUGGCUGCGGGCUGGCCAGUCGACGCGGCGCGCGCAGUAAAGGACCUCGCGCAGGCGGGGGACGGGCAGAAGAGCCUCUGCCACAACAGCUUGCGCAAGCGGCCCACGCUGCCCGAGGCGCUGCUGACGCUCCGGCGCUGCUGUCUGGCGCGCAGGGCGGGGCGGGGGUGGAAGACGCUGAGCCGGCCUUUGGAGACGAGGCCGCUGCGGCAGCCGCCCGUGCGCGGCAUGCGCACGGGCGGUCACGCGCAGGCGCGCAUCCAGGGCAACAUGCUGCUCGCCUUCAACACGCUGAUGCCGCGCCUCCACGCUAUUUACGCCGCGCGCUCUGCGGCGGCGCCCGACGGCUUCGAGGAGGUCAUCAACUAUUGGCACCGCGAGUGCGGCCUGCCUACCGAUCUGCGGAGCCAGCUGCACUCGCUGCGCAUCUGGGCGAACGCGGCGAGGCACCACGACGCGGCGAGGUGGAGGAGGGACGGGCCGCGCAGCGAGGGGGAGGCGUCGCGGCUCGUGGCCGCGGUGACGGAGGCGAUCGGGGCGCUCGAGGGGUAA
Emiliania huxleyi CCMP1516 is the source of this 2364-nucleotide messenger RNA. RefSeq lists its product as hypothetical. The transcript is spliced from 5 exons. The coding region runs from base 1 to 2364 and encodes 787 amino acids. The record is from RefSeq and is a predicted model, not a curated record. NCBI's taxonomy places the organism in Eukaryota, Haptophyta, Isochrysidales, Noelaerhabdaceae.